Homarus americanus (American lobster) is the source of this 2080-nucleotide messenger RNA. RefSeq names its product vitamin K epoxide reductase complex subunit 1-like (gene Vkor). Gene Ontology annotation, molecular function: vitamin-K-epoxide reductase (warfarin-sensitive) activity. Lineage: Eukaryota; Metazoa; Arthropoda; Malacostraca; Decapoda; Nephropidae. Gene Ontology annotation, biological process: peptidyl-glutamic acid carboxylation; vitamin K metabolic process. The transcript has 3 exons. Bases 41 to 553 code for a protein of 170 amino acids. The record is from RefSeq and is a predicted model, not a curated record.
CCCGCUGAGGACCACAACAACAACAACAGUGGUCGAGGCCAUGGCGUCUGUCUCCUCUUAUAAGUCUUAUCAGAAGAUACGUUGUGGCAUGUUUCUCCUGGCACUUGCAGGCAUCGGACUGUCUCUUUACGCCUUAUAUGUGGAAAUAAAGAAGGAGAGUGACCGAGACUUCCAGGCCAUGUGUGACAUCAGCGCCUCCGUCUCCUGCUCCAGAGUCUUCACCUCCAAGUAUGGCCGGGGAUUUGGAAUCAUUGGGGAGGUUCUGGGUAAAGACCACAUCUUGAACCAACCCAACAGCAUCCCUGGGAUCAUCUUUUACUGCCUUGUCAUUCUCCUCGGAGAAAUCAGGAGUGUGAGAGUGGCCAAGUUUCAGCGGAGUUUGAUAACUCUUUCAAACCUGAUGAGCGUCUACCUGGCAUAUCUGCUGUACUUCGUGCUCAAGGACUUUUGUGUCGUCUGUGUCACCACGUACUUUGUCAACGUUCUCCUGACUGUGUUGGCAUUCAUGCGUGUUUCUGCUCUCCAGAGAGUUUUGAAAACAAAGGUCAAAUAAUGAGUAGCACUGAGUACAGUACAGUGAUGUCCAAAACUUAAUACUUAAUGUCUUAAAUCUUCACAGAAAAUGUUCUGUCAUAUAUUUAUUAGCAGGAAUGUAAUAUUACUGUACAUUAUAGCAAAAACAAUUAUAGGAAAAUUAAUUAUGUCUGUGUGUUCAUUAUAAAUAUGUAAAGAUUAAAGAGAAUUUGUUAACAGGCGCGUAGAUUAUUGAAGUAUUAGCAGUACGUAGAGUACAGAGUUAUGAUCCACUCACUGGCCAAGCCUUGAGCUUUAGACCUUUACUGUACCCACUGUCACCAGGUACAGUACAGUAUGUUACUAAGACAACAGGUCAUUACAGAGGCUCCUAUGUGACAGAUGGUAAGGUUACUGCACUGUAAUUGCUGUGACAAAUGUUCCUAGGAAAAACUGCAAUGGAAUUCUUUACAAAGAACUUCACUGCAUUAUUGUAGAAUUAACAAAUCAAAAUAACUAAUGUGAUAAUUGAAUCCAAACCUUAUACUGUGCUGUACUGUACAUACCUUUAAUGUAGAGUUUCCAACAACAGUCCCGUCGUCGCCUCUUGUGCUGCUCCACAUACCCCGAGAUUCAGAGUCGUGAACCUGAAGCAUUUAUGGAUGUAAUAAAGCAUUAGUGUCUACUGCUUCAGGUUCACGAGUCUGAAUCUCGGGGUUUGUGGAGCAGCACAAGAGGCGACGACGGGACUGUUGUUUACGACUGUACAAUAAAAGCGUUGACCUGAUGUGGGUAAGGUAUAGACCAGCAAAUGUUGACCUGGAGUGACUGUUAACUUAAGGGCAGUAACUUCUCCUUUAACCACACUGUUUUCUUUUAAUCAGAAAUCUCCAAUAACUGGAUUUAUGAGAGUUUGUCUUUAAAUUUAAGACCCACUUGGGGGGGGGGGCAUUAUGUCUUUGGAGGUACAGUACAGUACCCAUUAAAGUUUGGGCCAAUUUUGUAGGGGCCACAAUUAUUAAGGUUAGGAUUCAGUCUUUAUUUUUCAUUGAUAUUAUUGGAAGAUGAGCUGAGGAUGCAGUCUUUACUUCCCAAUGAUUAUUGUUUCACACUUCCACAAUGUCAGUCUAGAAAGUUUUAUAAUUUUAUGUUCAGGUACAGGAAAGUUUUGUUUGGUUAAGGAAAUGUUCUCCAAGUAACCAGAAUGGCCGCACAUAUUUAAUCUGGUUACAGGAGAGUUUGCUGUAAGUUAUGUACCAUAGUAAUACAAUUGUACUGUACUAAUCAACAGGUGAUCAUUCCAAUUUGCAUUUACUGCAUACAGUAUAAAACAGUAAUGUAAAAAAUAAAUAAAUUUAUGGGUACUGUAGCUAUACACCUGUUUGGUAUACAGUACUGUGCAGGUAUUUAUAUCUUGUUAGGAGCUUACUUGUAUAUAAUUAGUCAUACAUAGUACACUGUACAGUAUAUAUACAGUAUAUAAUUCAGGAGGCAUAGACUGUUUACAAUGUUAUUAAUUUUACAACUUAUAUAACCUGGAGCUGCUAAUAAAAAGAAUAGAACAGCA